Columba livia (rock pigeon) is the source of this 3378-nucleotide messenger RNA. RefSeq names its product neuronal PAS domain-containing protein 4. Bases 2194 to 3378 code for a protein of 394 amino acids. Lineage: Eukaryota; Metazoa; Chordata; Aves; Columbiformes; Columbidae. The transcript is spliced from 6 exons. Gene Ontology annotation, biological process: regulation of transcription by RNA polymerase II. The record is from RefSeq and is a predicted model, not a curated record. Gene Ontology annotation, molecular function: protein dimerization activity; DNA-binding transcription factor activity, RNA polymerase II-specific; RNA polymerase II transcription regulatory region sequence-specific DNA binding.
CACUGCCCUGGCAUGCCUGCCUCCUGCCCAGGGCUGUGCUGCCCUGUGAGAUGGCAGGGAGGAAGGCAGCGCAUAUCUCCUGGCCUGUGCUGCCUUGGGAAGGUAGGUGCAGGGGCAAGACUGCAGUGCAGGUGCCCUACAGCUCCCUGCCCCAGGGAGGGAGGUGAAUGGAGGUGUGGGGCAGCCUUUGUGGGUGGCAUGAGAGGCUGUGCCUGAGCCCCUUCCCAUAGAGGCGAGGUGUCCAAUGUGAAGAUCACCCACCAGUGGCAAGCAUAGCAUGGCUAAGGCAAGGAAAGCCAUGGAAUUGUUCAGGGUGUUCCCUGGGAUGCCAGAGUCACAGGGCAGCCAAGAGGUGGUAGUGGUGGCACCUGUGUGCUGGGAGCAAGGGGCCCAGGCCAUCUCCCCUGUCCUGAGGGCUGGCAUAUAGCCAGGAUUGAGUGCCUCUUAUCUAGCAGCAUGGGGUUGCAGAGGAGCCUGGGUUCCUCAGCCUGCAAGAGGUGGCCAAUAUGGGUGCAAUGGAGCAGCCUGGAGUGGUAUGAGAGCAGUGAAAACUCCAUGGCAAGAGAACAGAAGGCACCACAGUUGUGACAAGAACUUGUUCUUCAGGUACUGGCAGCACCUUGCUGUGAUGGGUGACAAGCAUCAAUGGCAGGUGUGGGGCCUGACCGGAGCCAGGGUGUGCUGGCAGCACAUCUGGCCCUGGAAGGACUCCCUCAGCUGGGCUCCCCCCAUGUGUGGUCCUUGGCACCUGCGGGUUACCUGCAAGGGCUAGGUAGGCAUCUCCCAUUAGUUAUUCAGCAGCUCCAGCUUCCCUGCUCAAACAGCUGCCUCAGCCACAGGCUCUCUCAACCCGUGCCAUGAAAUGUUGGAGGUUUUUUGCUAUGGCAUCCUCUUCCCCAACACCAAAGCACCAAGCUUACUCUCCUUGCAGGGUGCCAGGCAGCAGGAAACACUUGUGGACUACCCAGGCUCACUGCACUGGGCAACAUGGUGCUGAGCACAGAGGCUCCCCAAGAUGCUUCUGGCUCUGUCCAUGAGUGGCUGUCACUGGGGCUUCUCUGGGGAGAAUUACAAGUUCUGGGACAUGGAGACAGGGUCUAGAAAGCCUCAGUGCUUCACGCCAGCUGCCUCUAGGAGAGCAAACCUUUGGUGUGGAGAAGGCUUCUCUGGGAAGAAAAAGAAGGGGCUCACCAGGGAGAGGCUUGCAGGCACCCCGCUCCCCUUCAAGGAACUAUCAAGGCCUUCAGCCCAUUGUGGACCUUCUGCUGGGCUGGCAACAACAGCAGGCCAGCAGCUGGCAGAUGUUUGUCCCAUGGCGGGGAUUCCAGCUACCUUCAUCAUCACCCCCUCCUGAGCAGCCAGGUUUGCUUUAAAGACCCCAGCUUCCUUUUAUUGCUUCCCUUCUCAGAUUGCAGCCUGCUGAAAGGGCUAUUUUUAGCAGCCUGCCUUCUAAAAAUAGCUCUAAGCUGUUGGGUGUUGCGUCAUGAGAGGUAACUCUCUCCAUGCGCCGCAGCUUGGCCCCUGCACCCCAGGAGGGUACAAAAGGAGGCCAGGAGCAGCGGGGUCAGCAGGUUUGGACGCAGUCAGAGGCAAAGGAGGCGGUGGUUUGCUGCCAGCUGCGGACAUCCUAUUGCCGGCACCAUGACCAUCUUCUGUAGCCACUGCCACAGGCCACUGCAGGCAGAGAUGAGCUGCCUGCUCAGGAGGGGCAAGCAGGUGCCCAGCACCCCGAGGCCAUUCAGGUGAGCUCCCUCCUACCUCCUGUGAUGGUCUCCUACAGAGGAGAGCCCUGAGCCAGCUUGCCUAGUGGCUGAUAGCCCUUCUAAGGGGCUGGCACCAGCCUGGGAUGGGGGGCUGCCAGUUGAUGUGUGGGGAGGAGGUGUGGGAGCUUAGAGGGGCAGAGGGAUUUCAGGUGGUUGAAGAGUAAAGGCCAAUGAAAUGGGCUGGAGCUCACAUUCUGGCACUGGUUGCAGUUUCCAUCCUUGUGGGGUUUGGCGGGGGGGGUGUGUCACUCGGGCUACCACUCCAUCAUUGUCCAAUGUGGUCCCCUGAGAGAGCGGCAGUAGCCAAGCCAGCGGUCUGUCUCCCUGGGUAGCCAUGAGCAGCUCUGCCUGCAUCCACUGCAACAGAACAGCCACCAAAGGUUUGCUCUCCUAGAGGUAGCAGGCACAUGUGCUGAGCCUCUCUAGGGAAAUGUCUCUACCCCAUGUCUCCUGGUUUGCAAUUCUCAUUGCUUUGGGUGGGAAAUGCUGUGCCUCUCCCUCCCUGGACACAUCACCCCAGUCACCUGGCUUUGCAGGUCAACCAAGAGUGCCUCCAAGGCUCGCCGGGACCAGAUCAACGUGGAGCUGCAGGCACUGCGCUCCCUGCUGCCCAUCUCUGCACGGGAGAAGGAGCGGCUCUCCUACCUCCACACCAUGGCCCUGGUGUGCCUCCAGCUGCGGGGGGCUCAGCUGUUCCCCCCAGGUGGAGCUGCUUGCCCAGGGAGACACAGUCUUCGACAUCCUGGAUGGGCAAGCACAUGAGGACGUGCGCAAGCAGCUCCUCCUUGCCCAGGAGGAGCCUGGCCGAGAAGUCACAUUUGUUGGCGAGAUGCACACAUCCAAAGCCUUCCGGCUGCGGCACGGGGGGAAUCGAGCCGUGGCAGUGCACGGGCACUUUGCAGCCCUCGGCCAGCCAGCCUCCUCCACCACCACAGUGUUCCUGGCCCUCUGCACACUGGUGGCACGGUUGCCCACAGAUGGUGAUGCUGGUUCCCAUGAUGACCUAUUCCAGAGCACGCACAUCCUAGACAUGACAUUUACUGAUGUCACAGAGAGUGUCACCUAUCAUCUUGGCUACCGAAGGGAGGAACUGAUCGGUCAGUCGUGGUACAGCCUCCUGCACCCUGAGGAUGCUGACUUAGCAGCUGCCCAGCACAGGGCCGUGGCACGCGGGGCCGGGGCCACAGCAGGGACAGCAGUGCUGCGUGUGCUGCGCAGAGACCGCACCUGGGCCUGGCUCCGCGUCUCGGCGCGGCGGGACAGCGGGGGCCACUCCAUCACCUGCACCAGCCACUGCCUCAGGGAGGAGGAGGCGGCCUACCUGCGCGCCCGACAGCACCGCCGCCCGCCCCGUACCGCGGCAGCGCCGCCGCCCGCGCCUGCCGCCGUCCCGCCGCCGGGGCGGGAGCUCAGCCUGCUGGCCGCACAGCUCCGCGCCUUGGCCGACAGCCUCUCGCCGCCCGCCACCGCAACCCGGCACCCGCUCUGGCCCGGGCCCGAACCCCUCCGCCCCGGCGCUCACGACACCGCCCUGGGCCGUCUCCCGGGCAGCGCGCUGGAGGGGGCGGAGUCUCCCGCCGCGCACGCGCACUGUGCGCCCUACGCCCGUCAAUAA